This is a messenger RNA of Ostrea edulis (European flat oyster), 2636 nucleotides long. Its product is annotated as protein O-glucosyltransferase 1-like. NCBI's taxonomy places the organism in Eukaryota, Metazoa, Mollusca, Bivalvia, Ostreida, Ostreidae. Gene Ontology annotation, biological process: protein O-linked glycosylation; positive regulation of Notch signaling pathway. Gene Ontology annotation, cellular component: endomembrane system. The record is from RefSeq and is a predicted model, not a curated record. Gene Ontology annotation, molecular function: UDP-xylosyltransferase activity; UDP-glucosyltransferase activity.
UAGAGGUAAAUUAAAUCUGUCACCAGUGAAAACGCGGAUGCUGACGCGCUGCUGAGGUGUCUCUUAUACCGAUCUAGAACGACGUACUGCCGACUCAACCGAUAUGGAGAAGUUCCAUCUAAAUAAGGUUUGAUAAAAAUUACAAAGACUGCCCAAAGACAGAUAAAAAAAAAUUGAUACGGACGCGGUGUCAAUCAGCGGUGUAAGUCUCCUGUCACAAUAUUGUUGAACAUCGAACCCGACACAUUAAGAAUGAAGUUAGUAAAUAUUUUGCUUUUGUCGUGUGUUUUAUUUGUAUCUGGGGACAACGUAUGCGACAAGGAUGAUAAAGAGUGUAGAGAAGAGGAAAAUCUAAAGUCCAAGUACUCGAAAGAUACAAACAGUGGUAGAUGGAAGAAAUACCUUAAGAAAAUAGAAACUGCCGUUAAAGAUUACAAAGACUGUUCACAGGACGACUGCAGCUGCCACCUCAGUGUUAUUGAAGAGGAUUUGUCAACAUGGAGAGAUGGUAUCACAGAGGGUUUCAACAUGGCCAAAAGCAGUAAAUAUGGCUCCCAUUACCAAAUCAUCAAUCAUAAAUUAUACAGAGAAGACGACUGCAUGUUCCCAUCAAGGUGUAGCGGGAAUGAGCACUUCAUUCUUCAGGUGAUUGAGAAGUUACCUGACAUGGAGCUUGUUAUUAACGGUCGAGACUGGCCGCAAAUAUCCUUACAGCAGCCCAUUCCAGUCUUCUCAUUCAGUAAAGUGAGAGGACAAAGCCAUGACAUCAUGUACCCAGCCUGGACGUUCUGGGAGGGGGGACCAGCUGUUUGGCCAAUUUACCCCACAGGACUGGGGCGCUGGGACAAGCAGAGAGAGAUCAUUCCAAGAGCUGCUAAGAAAUGGCCAUGGGAGGAAAAGAAAAAUAAAGGAUUCUUUCGAGGUUCGCGGACCAGCUCAGAGCGGGACCCUCUAGUACUGCUGUCUAGAUCCGAUCCGGAGCUAGUGGAUGCGGAAUACACGAAGAAUCAGGCCUGGAAGUCAGACGCUGAUACGUUACACCGGCCACCAGCGAAGGAAAUCAGCCUGGAAGAACACUGUGACUACAAAUACCUGUUUAAUUUCCGUGGUGUGGCAGCCAGUUUUCGGUUUAAGCAUCUCUUCCUGUGUGACUCGGUUGUGUUCCAUGUGGGGAGUGCUUGGUUAGAAUUCUUCUAUCCAGCAAUGAAGCCAUGGGUACAUUACAUUCCUGUGAAAGAGGACUUGUCCGAUGUACGGGAACUUUUAGAGUUCGCAAAGGAGAAUGAUGAAGUAGUACACCAAAUAGCCAAGAGAGGGAAGCAAUUCAUUUGGGAUCACUUGAGAAUGGAGGAUGUGACAUGUUACUGGGAGAAUCUACUAAAGAAAUAUGCCAAACUUUUAAAAUUCAAACCAAAACGAAACCAAAAGUACAAGCAAAUCAAAUAGGACGUGUAUUUUGAUAGUUUAGAUGCGUGUUUUUAAGAAUAUUUUCAUCAUAUCUGUGAUUUACUUGCUGAAUAUUGUUGAUCUUUGUAUGUAGUGAAUACAUAAUAUUAUUCAUCAAUACAUUCCUGUGGAAUUAUUUUUUCUUAUACUAUAUAAGCAGAAUUUUUAAUGAGGACUUAAUUUUGGCAUUAUUAGCAAAGGUGUCAAGAUCACCAAAAUUGAAUAUCAUUAACAAUUUAUUCUUAUUGUAUGCAAUAGACUCUAAAGUGAUCUCUGUUUUGGAAUUAUAAAGUCACUAUAAAAUUAGCUAAAUGCAUGUAUACCCAUUUUUAUGGGACAAAUACUAAAUUUGCGUCUCGCUAAAAAUUCCACUUGUACAGUAUUUUAAGAUCUAUAUUUUUGCUACUUGUUAGUUAGUGGUAGGAAAUUAGUGAUAUUUUCAUGCUGUAUGAAAGAUUUUGUAAAUCCUUGUAAUUAAGAAAUCCAAUUAAACUGAUGAAGAUAAUCUAUUUCAGUCAAAUCUGAUGUGACGAUAAACUGUAGUUAUUGUUGCUUUUAUCAUAAAAACUAGCUUUGUAGAAAUAUUGAGUAGUUUGAAGAUGUUUAGCAUGGGCUUCCAUUAAAGGAACUGACUCACGAUUUUACCCAAAAUUUUGUUUUUCACUUUUAAUGAUCAAAAUCUACUGUCUAAUGUGUUUGAAAGAUUUCACAUGAAAAUUAAGGCUAUACAUCAUCACAGAAGCUCAUUUUUUGUUUUGUAAACAAAGACUCCGGUAUGCUAUUGUUUACGAAAUUUUCAAAAGAAAUGGAUAUCGAUCUAAGUAUUAAUAUAUCUUUCACAUUUCAAGCAUUUUGGGGGUGAAAUGUGUCAUCUAAAAGUACAAAGUGACUAUGCAAAAUUAAGAUGCAUUAUAUUACAAAAGCAAUAUUUCACUUGUUUGUUUGUUUACAUAAAAAGACUCGAGUCUUUACAUAACACAUAUUUAAAGCUAAAAUAUUGCUUUCAUCCUUGUAUUCAGAAGGUCAAAAUUUUGGCUGUCAACAUAAAAUGAGUUAUAUUUCUGAUGUUCAACAUAAAAAAUGUGAAAAAUAUUUUUAUCAAAAAUCGUGAACCAGUCGUCCCUUUAAAACAGCAAUUUUACAAUGUUUUUACAACAGGAAUAUCCUAUUCCAAUAAAAUUAUACAUUAA